Messenger RNA from Recurvomyces mirabilis, 954 nucleotides. RefSeq lists its product as uncharacterized. Lineage: Eukaryota; Fungi; Ascomycota; Dothideomycetes; Mycosphaerellales; Teratosphaeriaceae. Gene Ontology annotation, cellular component: cytoplasm. Bases 1 to 954 code for a protein of 317 amino acids. Gene Ontology annotation, molecular function: oxidoreductase activity, acting on the CH-OH group of donors, NAD or NADP as acceptor. The transcript has a single exon. The record is from RefSeq and is a predicted model, not a curated record.
AUGGCAUCUGAAGCGUUCAGCCUCUCGCCGAGCACAGCAAAUCCACCCAAGCAUUCGACUGUUCUCAUUACUGGAGGAGCUUCUGGUAUUGGUCUUGCAACUGCACUCUAUCUACACAAUUCCGAAUAUAGCAACAACGUCGUCGUGCUUGACCGAGCUACCUCACCGCCACCAGUCAAGGAACUGCUGGAGUCUUCUCGAUUCCUGUACGUCCAAUGUGAUGUUACCGACUGGUCUUCACAACGUCGAGCCUUUGCCACAGCAGCCGAACGAUUCGGCCGUACCGAUCACGUCUUCAUCAAUGCUGGCGUAGCCGAGAUCGGCGAGCAGAUCUUCACCGAUCAUAAGGACCAGAAUGGCGAGCUGGCUGAGCCUGAUCGAAAGACGAUUGAUAUUGAUAUUCGAGCUGUGGGCGAUAGUCUCAAGCUUGCCGUGCAUCAUCUUCGCAACGACGCGAAUACUACAGGCGGCCCUCGAAAAGGAUCUGGGAAAGGUCAAGGUGGUAGUAUUGUCAUGACGGCGUCGUUAGCAGGCUAUCUCGCCUCAGCAGGAGCACCGCUGUACUCUGCCGCCAAACACGGUGUGGUGGGAUACUUGCGAGCGCUCAAAGGCGACUGUGCUAAAGUCGGCAUCGCGCUCGCGGUUAUAGCGCCGGGCAUCACGCUUACGAGUAUUAUUCUUGGUCGUAGACAAGGGCAGACUCUCGAGGAAUGGGGUGACGAGAUGAGAGCUAGAGGUGUACCGAUUAAUGAUGCCCAGACGAUUGGUCUUACGGUCGCUCAUAUCAUGGGGCUGGGGAUGAAGGCGAACGGGAACGGGUAUCUGAUCCAGAAGAAUCGGAUACAGGAGCUUGAGGGAGGGAUAGCUAAGUCGAGACAGCAAUGGAUGGGUAGGGAGAUGUUGGAUCUGUUUAGAGGAGGCCGUAAUGCCCCGUUGUUUCCUAACAAGCUAUAA